Molecule: messenger RNA, 1920 nt
Organism: Pseudovirgaria hyperparasitica
Lineage: Eukaryota; Fungi; Ascomycota; Dothideomycetes; Acrospermales; Acrospermaceae
Product: GMP synthase subunit B
Exons: 1
Coding region: 99-1727 (542 amino acids)
Biological process (GO): GMP biosynthetic process
Cellular component (GO): cytosol
Molecular function (GO): GMP synthase activity; GMP synthase (glutamine-hydrolyzing) activity; ATP binding
Source: RefSeq, a predicted model, not a curated record
CCUCCACAAAAAUUUGUUGCGACGCGCCCACCUCAAGCACUUUUCGCGUCCUGCCCUUAGGUUUCGUCUAUCAAUUGUAUAAGUCCUUCGCGCCAAAAAUGACGUCCAACGGCGACCUUGCGCUUGAGCCGAACAAGACCUUCGACACCAUCUUGGUGCUCGAUUUCGGCUCACAAUACUCCCACCUCAUCACGCGACGACUUCGUGAGCUCAAUGUCUACUCGGAGAUGCUUCCAUGUACUCAGAAGCUGGCCGAGCUGUCCUGGAGUCCAAAGGGUGUCAUUCUAUCCGGCAGUCCUUACUCCGUCUAUGCAGACGGUGCUCCUCAUGUUGACCCCGCUGUCUUUGAGCUAGGAGUACCAGUACUUGGAAUAUGCUACGGGUUGCAGAUGCUGGCGUGGCACCACGGAAAGAACGUUGUUGCUGGCGAGAAGAAAGAGUACGGACAUGCGAAUCUGAAUGUGCAGAGGCACACGUCGGAGGCAGCGCACGUUGAUGCGCUGUUCACAGGGCUGGAAAAUGAUAUGGAAGUCUGGAUGUCUCAUGGAGACAAGCUUGCACAGCUUCCUCCCAAGUUCGUCACGAUAGCCACUACCGCGAAUGCACCAUUCGCUGGUAUCGCUCACACAGAGAAAGAGUUUUACGGCAUUCAGUUUCACCCGGAGGUGACUCACACUCCCCGGGGGACCGAAGUCCUCAAAAACUUUGCGCUCGGUAUCUGUAAAGCCAAGACUGACUGGACUAUGGGGAAGUUUGUUGAUCAAGAGAUUCAGCGCAUCCGCAACCUAGUUGGCGAGAAGGGUCAGGUAAUAGGUGCAGUCAGUGGAGGUGUGGACUCGACUGUUGCUGCCAAGCUCAUGCAAGAGGCCAUUGGAGACAGGUUCCACGCAAUUCUUGUCGACAAUGGUGUCCUCCGUCUCAACGAGGCACAGACUGUGAAGGAGACCCUCACAAAACAUCUUGGCAUCAACCUAACCGUCAUUGAUGCUAGUGAGCGCUUCCUUGGCCGUCUGAAGGGCAUCACAGACGAUCCAGAGAAAAAGCGCAAAGUAAUUGGAAACACUUUCAUCGAGGUUUUCCAAGAAGAGGCAAAGAGGAUCGCACAAGAAGCCCAGAACACAUCCAGAGCUGGCGAGAUCGAGUGGCUUCUACAGGGCACACUUUACCCCGAUGUCAUCGAGAGCAUCUCCUUCAAAGGCCCAAGCGCUACCAUCAAGACUCAUCACAACGUCGGUGGGCUAUUAGAGGGCAUGCAUCUUAAGCUCAUUGAACCACUACGGGAGCUCUUCAAAGAUGAAGUCCGCGUUCUCGGAACCAAACUCGGCAUACCAGAAGAACUCGUGUGGCGACAUCCAUUUCCAGGUCCGGGUAUCGCAGUCCGCAUUCUAGGAGAAGUUACCCCUGAGCAAGUCCGCAUCGCUCGCGAAGCGGACUACAUUUUCAUCGAGGAGAUCAAGAAAGCCGGUCUCUACCGUAAGAUCAGUCAGGCUUUUGCUGCACUUUUGCCUGUCAAAGCAGUUGGUGUGAUGGGCGACCAGCGUGUUCACGCCCAAGUCAUCGCUCUCCGCGCGGUUGAGACUACUGACUUCAUGACUGCGGAUUGGUAUCCCUUUGACGGAGAGUUCCUUAAGAGGGUCAGCCGCAGGAUCGUCAACGAGAUCGACGGCGUGUGCCGUGUGGUCUACGAUGUGACCAGCAAGCCUCCUGGAACUAUUGAGAUGGAAUAAAGACCAGCAGCCCGGAAGCACCGCGCUCAGGUCUUCCUGGUGGGACGGAAGUAGAUGCAAUGGAUUCUUGUAGCAGGCGUUCAUAGACCUUGAAUCUGUGUCCCACAGACACGCCCAACCACAUUGCACGAGAAGUGCUUGAAAGAUACCCACCUAGACUAUAGAUCUGAAAUGACAUGAUACAAUGAAUACA